Vicia villosa (hairy vetch) is the source of this 1215-nucleotide messenger RNA. RefSeq lists its product as uncharacterized. Lineage: Eukaryota; Viridiplantae; Streptophyta; Magnoliopsida; Fabales; Fabaceae. The coding region runs from base 235 to 975 and encodes 246 amino acids. The record is from RefSeq and is a predicted model, not a curated record. The transcript has 4 exons.
UUUGACACCAAAAAGACAUAAAUAAACUGCUCCAAUUCUAAACACACUUAUAUCAAACUUAAUCAUUUCUUCACCGUUAAUUCAUCUCACAAUAAAAGCUAUUUUUCUUUUCAUGCUUUUUCGCCGCGUAGCCACCACAGAUAUAGCAAACCCCUCCCUCCCCAUUUGGUCACUCAUUCUCAUCCAUCAAAACCACUUUUCCUUCUUUUCUUUUUUUUUCAAUUAAUAAUAAUAAUGGGUAGACGAAAAGGAACUUCUGAUUUCACUCUCUUCCAAAGGAAUCGUCAUUCAUCUUCUCUUCCUUCGGCUAUUCGAUGCCCUUCCAAGAUGGAGCUCUUGUCAGACGAGAACCCUUUGUAUUCCGGUGAUCAAGGUGCACUCGCUCUGCCAUCUGUAUUAGAUAUAACAGAUGGAUCUAUGAAGCUAAUUAAUACGCAUCCUGCUAUGAUGCAUCAUCAUCAUUCUCAGAAUCUUGGUCGUUCAAUAUUUUUGAAACGAUCACGGUAUUACUAUGGUCAUCAGUAUUCUCGACGUAACUCUGCCAAUCAUGCCAAUGCAUCUUCUUCUUGCAGCAAGGGUUCUUCUUCUUCUUCUUCCUCAUUUGAUGACAGGCUCUCGUUCAAGUUGGCUCCACAACCGAACUCACAACCCAGACAACAUACAGAGUAUCGAGAGAAGACAUGUUCCAGGCCAGAGAGAAUCCGAUCAAGUUCCUUCUCAACGGAUUCAGUAUCACAGGACGUAGUGAAGAUGGUUUGCAUGAUAUGCGAGAAGCCACUGAGACAGAAAUUUAAUUUUAUGGGGAAUUCACUGUCUUGCAAUGAACUUGCAGUUGUAGCAGUUUUAGUAUGUGGUCAUGUUUAUCACGCGGAUUGUCUCGAGCAAAGAACUAACCUCGAAGAACUACGCGAUCCGUCAUGUCCUAUAUGUACAGGUUUACUCUUGCAGGAUCAUGAAUGUAAAGAACAAGAAUAGUUUUCAAGUAGAUGGAUAUUACAACUUCUUCUAUGGACUAUGUAGAUGCUGACUAUAUCAGGAUCUCUGCAUUGUCCUUAGAAUUUGUGAAUAUGUGGUAUACUUUUAAAAUUCAUUAGGCUUAUAGGGGAUUGUAAAUUUGUAAUAUUAUUAUGUAAAAACUGAGUGGUGAUGCAGAAAUUCUAGUAGCUGUAAAUGUUUUAGAGUUUAAAGGAUAUAAAGUUGAAAUAAUUGGUUUGA